AUGUACGACGUGGAUUUCGACGCCGACAAACUGGUGGCCGAGUGCGUCGAUUCGAUGCGCGCAGUCACCGAUGCCCCACUCUCCAACUGCCACUUUGCACUUCAGGCCGUCCUUCAAAUAUUGAGGCCUCAUUUCAAGUGAGCGCUUCUGCUUUUGAAUUGUGUCAUAGAUAGUAAGUACAUAUUAUGAAUGCAUUUCACUGAAAUCGCACUCGGUUUAGAAACUUUUUUCCAUUAGGACAAAUUAGUGUGAAAGAAGUCAUUCGAUGAAUUGCAGUUUUCAUUAGGUUCUGGAAAAGUCUAUAAGAGACGAAAGACAUAUUGCAGUGAAACAGGAACUUUUUUUGUCUUCUUCUGUGAAUUUCAGGCCUGAACCUCGAAAACUGAAGUUUCUGUUUCAUUUCUGCACUUUAUGGGCAGUCUCUGUCUGCUGAACACUCUUGGCUGAAUGUUUACUCAUAAUUUCCAAAGUUAUAAUUUUCGAGCCAUUUUUCCCUUUUACACUCGGUCAUAUAAAAACAAAAGUGAGGCAAAAGUCCAGAGGGAAAACUGUGCACAAUUCCAAAAACUCGUAAAACAGCAAAAAUGUUGAAAUUGUGAUUCAUUUUCAGAUGCGAACAGUUUGGCUCACUGGAAAACGCGGCAGAAACGUACAAAGUGAACGUUGAGACGUGUCACGAUCGAGUGGUUUUGGAGCAGUCCGCCAGUGCUCUUUUCGACAUUUUUCUCGAAAAACAAGAGGUGAAAAAUCAAUAUUUUAAAUAGGCUGAAAUUGCACUUUUCUCAAAGAUUAAUCAGUUUUUGCUGGAAAAGCGCUGAAAAAAACAUAAUAAUUUUUCUGCAGCUCAGCUACUCGGCGGAACAAGACGAUGAGGGAAUUUGCAAAAAUCUGAAGGCAUUUUCUGAAAUUGUGGUAAAAUAAAUGCUUGUAAACUUCGGGAAGACUAAAGAAAAUCGAUUUUCAGGUAAAAACCGACCCCCGAAUCCCGCUGGCAGUAAUUUCGAAGAACAAUUGGGAAUGGCUCUCACAAUUGCUCAUUGUGCUACAAACUGUCAAUUUUCUAGAACGUUUCUGAAACCAGCUUUUCGUUGCAGGACCAGAACGACGGAGUGCGUGAGCAGCUGCUGAGCAUCCUGCAAGUGCUCAUGGAGCAGUGCGGCGAGCCCGUCAAAAAAAUGCUCAUCGAGACGCAACUGGUCAUUUCGCUGGUGCCGUUGACGCAAAAAUCGAACGGAAUUCAAAUUCCGGCCCUCAAAAUUUUGGCGAUUUUGUACUCCACCGAAGCGUCGAUUCCGUUAGAACAACUUGGUGAGGGAUUGUUUUGAAAAGUGUGUAAGCAAAACUUCUUCUUCUUGCAGACCACCUAAACUCGGAAUUUUUCCGUCACAUCUACCACCGAAUUGUCACGUAUCACGACGAAGACGUGCUCGAAUUGUGCACCAACUUUUGCGGACUUUUGGACAAUCAGCAACUGGACGCGGACGCACUUUUCGAGCCGAUUCGCGACGAUCCCUACAGUUGCGCCUAUUUCGGAAUCGUGUUGAUUCGCGAAACGAAUCGCAAUUGUACAGGUGAUUUCGAAACAAAAUUCCGCCCUUCCCCGAAAACAUUUGAAUUUUCAGUGCGUCGUCUGAUGUUUUUGCACAAAAUAAUUAUGCUCGGCGAGCAGACUCUGGCCAAAAUGUUCUACGAAAACGAUGUGCAAGUGCUGGCCCACGUGCUCGGCAGGGAGCUCAUCAAUCACGAUUCCAAAGAGGUGAACAUUUGAGGAAAAUUGAAAUUUAUAACAUUAGAAUAUAUAUUUUUUGAAACGGAGCAUUUAUUUUCUUCAAAAUCAACGUCUCCCCUUUGGCGAAAAAACAUUUGAACAUUUGCAGGUUUGAAAAAUGCAAUUUAACACAAAAACGUCCCAUUUUUUGCUGAAAAACAGCAAAACGAAUUCCCGUAAAUCGACACAAAACGCAUGCUGCAAGUGCGCCCCAUUGAGCAUUCAACAGGAAACGCUGUUUUUUCGAGUUUUUGGGAUUGUGCCCAGUUUUCCCUCAAAUCUUUUGCCUCACGUUUGUUCAUAUGACCGAUAGCUACGAAAAGCAUAUUCCGCUUAGAGUGUUCAGCAGACAGAGACUGCCCAUAAAGUGCAGAAAUGAAACAGAAACUUCAGUUUUCGAGGUUCAGGCCUGAAAUUAACAGAAAAUGUCAAAAAAGCCGUCCCAGUCUUUUCCAAGACCUACUUGCAAUAAUCCGAUCGAAAAUGAAUAUUAUUCGCGUAUUCGCUAACGACAAUGUCAAUCUUUUAUGUUUACAGGUCCGUCAACUAUGCCUAAAGUGUCUCCGUUCACUUUUAGACCAAAAAAGUGUGAAAUCGGAUGAGCUGAUCGAAGACGCGCUGGCCAAUUUCGACGACUCCAAUUGA
Molecule: messenger RNA, 2413 nt
Organism: Caenorhabditis sp. 36 PRJEB53466
Lineage: Eukaryota; Metazoa; Nematoda; Chromadorea; Rhabditida; Rhabditidae
Source: the annotation of a GenBank genome assembly